AUGUAUAGCCAGGGAAGAAGCAGUGCAAUGAGAACUGCAGUUUCUGCAAUUCUGAUUGUAUUCUUACUAUCGGUUCAAGCUCAGGCUGCAAGGUAUGACGUUGGGGGUUCUUCCGGCUGGGGUUUCAGCACGGGGAAUUGGGCAAGCGGGAAGAACUUCAAGGCUGGAGACAUUCUGAUUUUUAACUAUGACCCUUCACUUCACAAUGUGGUGGAGGUUGACGCGAAUGGAUACAAGGGAUGCAGCUCCUCUGCAAAAGCAAAAACCUACAGCAGUGGAAAAGAUCGUAUCAAGCUAGUAAAGGGAAAGCACUACUUCAUUUGCAGCUUUGCAGGCCAUUGUGGUGGUGGUGUCAAAAUUGAAGUCAACGCUCUCUAG
Messenger RNA from Oldenlandia corymbosa var. corymbosa, 378 nucleotides. The record is from the annotation of a GenBank genome assembly. NCBI's taxonomy places the organism in Eukaryota, Viridiplantae, Streptophyta, Magnoliopsida, Gentianales, Rubiaceae.